Messenger RNA from Salvelinus namaycush (lake trout), 1307 nucleotides. RefSeq names its product meiotic recombination protein DMC1/LIM15 homolog. Gene Ontology annotation, molecular function: ATP-dependent DNA damage sensor activity; ATP binding; DNA strand exchange activity. Gene Ontology annotation, biological process: mitotic recombination; chromosome organization involved in meiotic cell cycle; reciprocal meiotic recombination. Gene Ontology annotation, cellular component: condensed nuclear chromosome; nucleus. The transcript has 13 exons. NCBI's taxonomy places the organism in Eukaryota, Metazoa, Chordata, Actinopteri, Salmoniformes, Salmonidae. The record is from RefSeq and is a predicted model, not a curated record. Bases 65 to 1093 code for a protein of 342 amino acids.
UCUCGCUGAAACAAAAAAAACAUCUAGUUCAAGAGCUACUAGUAGCUACAUUGCGCUAAUCAAGAUGAAAGCCGCCGAGGAUCAAGUUGUGGAGGAUGAGGCCGGAUACCAAGAUGAUGAGGAGUCCUUUUUCCAAGACAUAGACACCCUACAGAAGCAUGGAAUUAACAUGGCAGAUUUAAAGAAGCUAAAGUCUGUGGGUAUCUGCACAGUAAAGGGGAUCCAGAUGACCACACGCAGAGCCCUGUGUAACAUCAAGGGUCUUUCAGAAGCAAAGGUGGACAAGAUCAAAGAGGCUGCUGGGAAAAUUCUGACCAAUGGUUUCCUGACAGCAUUUGAAUAUAGUGCGAAGAGGAAACAAGUGUUCCAUGUCAUGACUGGAAGCCUGGAGUUUGAUAAACUACUUGGGGGAGGUAUGGAGAGCAUGGCAAUCACUGAGGCAUUUGGAGAGUUUCGGACAGGCAAGACCCAGCUCUCUCAUACACUAUGUGUCACAGCCCAGCUUCCUGGAGAGGACGGCUACACAGGAGGAAAAGUCAUCUUCAUCGACACAGAGAACACCUUUCGUCCAGACAGACUGAAGGACAUAGCAGACAGGUUCAAUGUCGACCAUGAUGCUGUGCUGGACAAUGUGUUAUACGCCCGAGCCUACACCAGUGAACACCAGAUGGAGCUGUUGGAUUUUGUGGCGGCCAAAUUCCACGAGGAGGGUGGUGUCUUCAAACUUCUGAUCAUAGACUCCAUCAUGGCUCUGUUCCGGGUAGAUUUCUCUGGCCGAGGGGAGCUGGCAGAGAGACAGCAGAAGCUGGCCCAGAUGCUCUCCCGUCUGCAGAAGAUCUCUGAAGAGUACAACGUUGCAGUGUUUGUCACCAACCAGAUGACUGCAGACCCUGGAGCUGGGAUGUCGUUCCAAGCUGAUCCCAAGAAGCCGAUUGGAGGGCACAUCCUGGCGCAUGCGUCCACCACACGAAUCAGCUUGAGGAAAGGACGCGGAGAGUUGAGAAUUGCCAAGAUAUUUGACAGUCCUGAUAUGCCUGAGAACGAGGCCACUUUCGCCAUCACUCCAGGGGGAAUUGCUGAUGCCAAAGAGUGAAAGACCCUCAUGGAUUUACAAGUAGAGGAGAGGAACCACAUACAGUUCUAGGCAGUUUUUAGCAAAUCGUAAUUUUUUGAAUUCUGAUGAAGACUAUUUGUACUAUUUGGUGUUUAUAUGUAAAGUGCCUUCAGAAAGUAUUUAUACCCCUAGACUUUUCCCACAUUUUGUUGUGUUACAAAUUGUGAUUAAAAUAGAUUUAAUUGUCAUUUGU